UGUAAACCACCCAUUGCUAUCAGGAGGAGGCCCAUUGUGGACUGAGGGAAUAUGGAGUUCUAACUUUAUACCCCCAUCGGAGGACAUAAGUACAAAUUUAAGUUGGUCCUCUACAGAAUGAGCUUGCUACUUCAUUACAGGUGGCUUGGGCCAGCCCAGACGGAGGGAGUCUAUACCCCUGCAGCACCCCUAGUUGCCAAAGGGCAUUCGGGGCCAGUUUUGACCAAGUCUCCUCAUUGCCUCCAUGAGGGAGCCUGGGGCUCAGUUUCUGCAACUGGAUCUGCUCGUGGGGACACCCUGCCCCCACUUCCACACAGACAUCCGUCGAAAUCUGCCUUGGUGGAUCUAAUCAGAAUAAUGUUCAACAUAAACCCUUUGGAGAACCUGAAGGUUUACAUCAGCAGUCGCCCUCCUCUUGUGGUCUUUAUGAUCAGUGUAAGCGCGAUGGCAAUAGCUUUUCUGACACUGGGUUAUUUCUUUAAAAUCAAGGAGAUCAAGUCACCGGAAAUGACAGAGGACUGGAAUACUUUCCUUCUGAGGUUUAAUGAUUUGGACUUCUGUACAUCAGAGAAUGAAACCUUAAAACAUCUCAUCAAUGAUACCACAACUCCAGAAAGUACAGUGACUAGCGGACAAGGCAGAUCUUCUACACAAUCGCCACAGACUCUUGAGGACUCUGGUCCAGUAAACAUCUCUGUGACAAUCACUCUGACACUGGACCCGCUCAAACCAUUUGGCGGGUAUUCCCGUAAUGUCACACAUCUAAGUUCCACAAUUUUGGGGCAUCAGAUUGGACUCUCAGGCAGAGAAUCCCAUGAGGAGAUAAAUAUUACAUUCACCCUGCCUGCUGCUUGGAAUUCAGAUGACUGUGUUCUCCAUGGUCACUGUGAGCAGGUGGUAUUCACAACCUGUAUGACUGUCACAGCAGCCAGCAGUGUGUUUCCUGUCACAAUUCAGCCACCACAUUGUGUUCCUGAGACGUACAGCAAUGCUACCCUCUGGUACAAGAUCUUCACUACAGCCAGGGACUCAAAUACAAAAUAUGCACAAGAUUAUAACCCUUUCUGGUGUUACAAAGGAGCCAUUGGAAAAGUCUAUCAUGCUUUAAAUCCCAAACUAACUGUUGUAGUUCCUGAUGAUGAUCGCUCACUAAUAAACUUGCAUCUCAUGCAUACCAGUUAUUUUCUUUUUGUGAUGGUGAUUACAAUGUUCUGCUAUGCAGUUAUUAAAGGUAGACCAAGCAAACUGAGGCAAAGCAAUACAGAGUUCUGCCCUGAAAAAGUUGCUUUGUCAGAAGCAUAAUCCAUCUCCUCCUUUUACUGAAAAUGGCUGAGAACCAUAAUCAUUGCCUGCUGAACCCAGACUGGGUCUUAAGACUUUGUGAAUACAUUAUCUUGCAAUGUUGGUUUAUUCCAACCAAAGACAUUUCAAGUGCCUGUAAUUGAUUUGUACAUAUUUAUAAAAGUAUAUUCAGAUGAUGCACUUGUUCCGCAUAGUAGUGCGGCAAGAAUCUUUACACCUUUACCUGUGGACAUAGCUGAAUGUUUGUGUAGAUAAUAGAUAUGUUUAGUGAUAAGGAUCACGUAGUCAGAGCAAGAUAUUUUUGUCUAGCUGCAUCUGGGCAUGUUAAGAUGCCUUUCCAAAUGUCUCAAACAAUACAAACCCUUUGUUUUUGCCCAAUGAUAUGUACAGCGUGUUUGAAACAGUAUGCAUCUUUGAUAUAAUAUUGCAUUUCCAAAGCCACUGAUCUACUACAUAAAUUCAAUGUGUGUAUGUGGCUUAAUACUUUUUUCCACUUUCUCCUUGCUUGCAAGAAAAGAUAUCAACAUUUCUAGAUUUUUUUUUUUUAAAAAGAGAAAUACAUAUUCACAUUUUAAUACUGCUGUAGUUAGGACAAACUUGUGCUUUUAUCCAGAAUUUAAUAAAAAAGGCAAAGUCUUGUUUUAAAAUCCUUUCUAUUGCAAAGUGCUAAGUUUCACUUUUCAUGUGGCCUGCUGGAAUGGCAGAGCAUUGAUCAGCAUUGGGGUUGUAUGCAAAGCUUUCCACUUACUUUGCCUCCCCCCCCACAGGCUUUAAACCAGGAACUUCCUUGGAAUAAAAUAGCUUUUUAUAACCUGUCUAAAAAGUGGAUUUAAAAAAAAAGAUGCAUUCUAUUAAUAGUCAGUCAGUUGUGGCUCUAAGUAGCCUGGUGAAGUGCAAAUAACAAAGGGAAAAGGAAGAUACAGUAACUUAAGUGCUUCAUGUUGGACCUUUCACACAUCUCUAGCGGGCAGCUGAAAAUGACAUGUUUUUAUUAGCUUUGUCCAAUUUUUAUCUACUAUUGUCUACUGAGGGGAAGUUGACAACUAGUGGGCUAGUCCUGUUGUGAGUAAAUUGAGGGAAACCUUGCCUGAGAAAUUCGUAUUGGUCUUUGUGUCCAUUCUUAAAAUCAGAGCAGACUUGAUUUUUUUUUUUUUUUUGAGUGCUUUUGUUUUGUGGGUUUUUUCCCAUUUCUGGCUUAUUCAGUCUCCUUCCAGCCUGUCCUCCAGUUAGCUUUUUAAUUCUCGUAAGACAGAAGUUUCCUAUAGACAUUUCCACCACGGCUUUUAAAAUCUCACUGGUUGCCUUAAUGACCCUUCAUGUCGUCUUUCAGCCUUCCUGUCAGGUAGCGCAAUUAAAAAUGUGUGUACAUUUUUCUUUGAUAAGUUUCACACUGCCAUGUGAUACACGAAACCGUAAAUCCAAUUCAAAGAUUGUAAUCGCUGAUAUGUUGGCAUAAAAUCCUCUGUGUCUAGACACUGUUGAAUGCACAUUGUUGUGUUCUGAAGAUCAUUUUAUAUAUUGUGUAAAAUUGAUUUAGGACUUUAAUGUAUUGAAGAUUCAUAUGUUUCUUCAGAAUGUUUGAAGCAAAACAAUCAGACUUUUCUUCAGAAAAUAGUUCCUCAUAUAAUUGGGCUUGCUUUACACGGAGUAUUGGUUAUUUCACUACAAUGUGUUUUCUCCAGAUACCUUAAGAUUAAACUUUAGAGACAACCAUUUAGUUUGAAAUCCAGAAAUGAAAUAACUAAGGCUUCUAAUCUUCAGUUGAAGCUACCGUUCACUGGUAAAACUCCACCAACGAAGCAGUAAAUUUACUGAAUACAAAUAUGGAGAAAGCUUAAAGUGAAAAUCUCUUCUACUGCUCCUAACUUAGGCAUUCCCCUCCUUUUAUUUAGUACUCGUCUUUGAAACUGACUAGGGGGUAGUUCAGAACAGAUAACUCUGGAAGGAGGUUGACAUCAUCAUGUAAAGAUACUUUAAAUAAAUCCAAAAUCUGUUCUCUAGUUCAGCAAACUAAUGUCAAACCCCAAAAGCGCCAAACAGAACUACCUAGACAGUAAAACACAAUUGAGUGUGUUGGGGGAACAGGUUUUUAUAGGAGACGUUUUCGGUAAUUAGAGGGGCCAGCUUAAAAAAUACAUAGUCAAACCCCACAAACAACUGCACUGCAAUAAACAUUAAGCUCAGAUUGCAACCCACAAAUGCAAGGAGAUUAGCAUUACGGGCAUAUUUUUCAUUCUUAACUUAACCCUUUGUACCUAGUUAGUGCAGCCCGUAGUCACCCAGUAGGCUGAGACUUUGUCAUACUUACGAGUGUUGGAUUGUACCUAGGCCCAGCGUACAAAAAUUAAAUGCAGCCAAGCAGAAGGGUAAAAACUUAAUAUUAAAGUGGUUGUUCGGAUCAUAUUGAUCUUUCCUUUUUGUUUUCUUUUUCUUUUUAACUAUGACUUGAAUCAGUUUUGAUUCUAUUUGUAAGUGUUUUCUUGUUGGUAGAAAGCUGCCAUUUCUGUUGCAUUUUUCUUUGGCAUUACAUAGAAAGUCUGAGCCGUGGUUUACAGCCUUCCUCUGCAGGUAAUGUAGGGUUAAGAUGGUAUUUUUUUAAAAAACAUUUCACUUGUAUUGUUGCAUGAUGGUUAAUAGCUGAUUUGGUAAUGACACUUCUCUCCUAUAUUAAUUUUGUGUUUGUAAGAUGUGCAUAUUGCUUUGCAGAAUAAAAAAAAAUGUUUA
Messenger RNA from Mauremys reevesii (Reeves's turtle), 4026 nucleotides. It is a transcript of the gene TMEM248, whose product is annotated as transmembrane protein 248. Bases 118 to 1302 code for a protein of 394 amino acids. The transcript has 9 exons. The record is from RefSeq and is a predicted model, not a curated record. NCBI's taxonomy places the organism in Eukaryota, Metazoa, Chordata, Testudines, Geoemydidae.